Molecule: messenger RNA, 1235 nt
Organism: Haliotis rubra (blacklip abalone)
Lineage: Eukaryota; Metazoa; Mollusca; Gastropoda; Lepetellida; Haliotidae
Product: fucolectin-1-like
Exons: 4
Coding region: 551-1201 (216 amino acids)
Source: RefSeq, a predicted model, not a curated record
AAAAUAUACAUUGUAUAGAUAUGUAUAACCUUUUACUAUAAUACACUUUUACAUAAAAGAUGUUAUUAUUGUUUUUGAGUAUGGGUCCCUUUUGACUAGGGGUUUGCGGCCCUUUUGACUUUCUUGCGGCCCUUAUGACUUUCCGUUUUGUGGCCCUUUUGUCACGCUGCUCUUUUGACUAGGACCCCAAACGGGUAACCAGUGCAAAUAUCACAAGAGGGCUGGAGCCCAGUCUACUGGAAACAACUGAGUCAAUUAUUUAUUGCCGAUCCUCAACAAAGUUCUCUUGAUGUGUUUUGAAAAGUUUUUGAAAGUGGUUUGUUUUAGUUUAAACUUCAAUCCAAUGCUAACGGGGUUUUUUAAAGCAGAGUUGGCCAACCAAACAAGAACACCACUGACUAUGUUCAUUAUUUAUACAUCGAAAUGAAACACUGACAAAGAUGGGAUGGACUGGGAAAGUGGCAUCAAUAUGAGGGCUUGGUUAACUUGGUGACUGAGUCAAAACAAAACGCACAGUCCUUGCCAGUGAGUGGUGCAGAUUGGCCCAAGGAUGUUUGUUCCAGUAAAGCUGUGCUGUGAAAUAUUGGCAUUCAUCCUUCACUAUGUUCCCUCUGUCGGUGCAUAUUGCCUUGACAACGUUGCCCUUGGACAACCUGCUGUCCAGAGCGGUAACGACACCGCUGGGCCAGAGCGAGCCGUGGAUGGAAAUGGAGCUCUACUCUUUCAAGAUUUAUCCUGUACGUUCGCCUCUUCAUCCACCAGUGACCCACUGCCGUGGUGGAGGGUGGAUCUGCAAAGCGUCGUUAACAUUGAGGCGGUCACCAUUGCUACCAUAAGAUCCAAAGAGCUUGACUGGCGUCUACACAACUUUGACAUAGAAGUAUUCUCAGCUGAUCCAGUUUCACACCCUGGAGCAAACGGUCAGAUGUGCUUUUCCUUCUUUGGGAAAUUUGGGAAUUCAAUUACACAAACUCUCAGAUGCAUGUAUCCUGUUGAGGGGCGAUAUGUCCGCAUAAAGAAGAGGCAACAUCUGAAUGAUUUGGAUGGGCUGACCCUGUGUGAAGUGGCAGUCCACCCAAAGCUCUACGAAAACAACUGCAGUUUCAGUUAUAGGUCAUGUGGGCAUGUGAUGGCUUCAACUUCCAAAUCUUGGACAGCAGCAGCGGAAACGGCACCUGUAAGUUUGUGUCUGUGUCACUAGCAGACCUUUACACAAAACCUGGAUGGACAUAUUA